This is a messenger RNA of Desarmillaria tabescens, 252 nucleotides long. RefSeq lists its product as uncharacterized. Lineage: Eukaryota; Fungi; Basidiomycota; Agaricomycetes; Agaricales; Physalacriaceae. Bases 1 to 252 code for a protein of 83 amino acids. The transcript has 2 exons. The record is from RefSeq and is a predicted model, not a curated record.
AUGCUCGUUUCUCCUCCCCUCGACGGCCCUGUAGGCAAUGGCGCCGCUGUAGGUGCCGUCGGGCCAAUCAUGAAGACGCCCUACGACCCUAACGGUGCCCUGGAUGACAUUCCAGGUAUCGCUCACACCCUGGGCCUUUUUCUCGCGUCGCAGAUGGUGGAAUCGGAGGAAUACUGUGUCAAGAGCGGCCUUAAUAGGAACGUAUGUAUAUCUGUAUCGGAUACGGCUUUAUCUAAUGCAUCAAGACAGUGA